Aethina tumida (small hive beetle) is the source of this 3666-nucleotide messenger RNA. RefSeq names its product glutamate receptor ionotropic, kainate 2 (gene KaiR1D). The transcript has 17 exons. The record is from RefSeq and is a predicted model, not a curated record. Gene Ontology annotation, biological process: monoatomic ion transport; synaptic transmission, glutamatergic; modulation of chemical synaptic transmission. Lineage: Eukaryota; Metazoa; Arthropoda; Insecta; Coleoptera; Nitidulidae. Gene Ontology annotation, cellular component: postsynaptic membrane; plasma membrane. Gene Ontology annotation, molecular function: transmitter-gated monoatomic ion channel activity involved in regulation of postsynaptic membrane potential; glutamate-gated receptor activity. The coding region runs from base 93 to 2828 and encodes 911 amino acids.
UCGAUAUUCUAUCCUGCCGCGUUUGUUGCGACUCCUGCUGCUACAGUCCUGCUUGCACGAGACAACAUUGCACGACGAUUGCAGAUGUGUCUAUGAUGGAGUGGAUAACACGAUGGCUUUUAGUGCUUUCGUUAAUGAAAUUUUCAAACAGUCUUCCCGAUGAGAUCCCGAUAGGAGGAUUGUUCCAUCCUGCAGAUGACAAACAAGAAAUAGCUUUUCGAUAUGCGGUUGAAAAAAUAAAUAGUGACAGAGCUAUUUUACCGCGAUCGAAACUGAGCGCACAAAUUGAAAAGAUCCCUCCUCAAGACAGCUUUCACGCAUCCAAAAAAGUUUGCCAUCUACUAAGGAGCGGAGUGGCUGCCAUCUUCGGGCCCCAGUCAGCACACACUGCCAGUCACGUGCAGUCGAUAUGUGACACAAUGGAGAUUCCACACUUGGAAACACGAUGGGACUACAGACUCCGGCGGGAAAGCUGUCUUGUGAAUCUUUAUCCCCAUCCGACGACGCUUUCAAAGGCAUACGUCGAUUUAGUGAAGGCUUGGGGUUGGAAAUCCUUCACGAUUAUCUACGAGAAUAAUGAGGGCCUGGUACGUCUGCAGGAACUUCUGAAGGCUCACGGACCCUACGAGUUUCCCAUCACUGUUCGUCAGCUGGGUGAAGGAAAUGACUACAGGCCCCUGCUGAAACAGAUCAAGAACUCGGCCGAGUCGCACAUCGUGCUGGAUUGUUCGACCCAAAGGAUUUACGAUGUACUGAAGCAGGCGCAACAGAUUGGUAUGAUGAGCGACUAUCACAGCUACCUGAUAACUUCCUUAGAUUUGCAUGGCGUGGAUCUUGAGGAGUUCAAGUACGGUGGCACGAACAUCACGGCGUUCCGUCUCGUGGACCCUGACGGACCGGAAGUGAGGAGCAUCGUCAAAGAUUGGAACAUCGGGCUGGACGUAAAAAACAAAAAGGCGUCCGAGAUAGCACCCAUUUACAGGGAUAAUAACACAUUUGUGAAGGCGGAGACGGCCUUAAUGUAUGAUGCGGUUCAUUUAUUCGCCAAAGCCCUCCACGACCUGGAUACCAGCCAGCAAAUUGAUAUCAAGCCGCUCAGUUGCGACGCCGUAGAUUUUUGGCCUCACGGCUACAGUCUCAUUAACUACAUGAAGGUGGUGGAAAUGAGGGGGCUAACUGGCGUAAUCAAAUUCGACCAUCAAGGCUUCAGGAGCGAUUUCGUCUUGGAUAUAAUCGAACUAAGUCGGGAAGGUCUUAAGAAAAUUGGCACGUGGAAUUCGACGGAAGGAGUUAAUUUCACGAGGACUUACGGCGAGGCUUACACUCAAAUUGUUGAAAUUAUUCAAAACAAGACCUUCGUAGUCACUACUAUACUGAGCGCCCCGUACGUAAUGCGCAAGGAGGCAAGCGAGAAAUUGACCGGCAAUGCCCAGUUCGAAGGCUACGCAGUCGAUCUGAUCCACGAGAUAUCCCGUGUUCUCGGAUUUAACUACACGAUUCGCCUGACACCAGAUGGUCAAUACGGAUCACAGAAUAGGGACACGAAAGAAUGGAACGGCAUGAUUGGAGAGCUGCUCAACCAGAAGGCCGACUUGGCGAUAGCCGAUCUGACCAUUACUUAUGAACGGGAACAGGCGGUGGACUUCACCAUGCCAUUUAUGAACUUGGGCAUUAGCAUCCUUUAUAGGAAGCCCAUCAAGCAGCCGCCUAAUCUAUUUUCAUUCCUGUCGCCACUUUCGUUGGACGUGUGGAUCUACAUGGCGACCGCCUAUUUGGGAGUUUCUGUCCUACUCUUCAUCCUUGCAAGGUUCAGCCCUUACGAAUGGGACAACCCGCACCCAUGCAACAAUGAACCAGACGUACUGGAGAACCAGUUUACACUGUUAAAUUCAUUGUGGUUCACCAUUGGCUCUCUGAUGCAGCAAGGCUCCGACAUUGCACCAAAGGCUGUUUCCACACGAAUGGUCGCCGGCAUGUGGUGGUUCUUCACACUGAUAAUGAUAUCAUCGUACACAGCCAACCUGGCAGCGUUCCUCACGGUCGAGAGGAUGGAUUCGCCUAUCGAAAGCGCCGACGAUCUGGCCAAGCAGACGAAAAUUAAAUACGGAGCAUUGCGAGGCGGUUCCACUGCGGCAUUCUUCAGGGACUCAAAUUUCUCGACAUAUCAACGAAUGUGGGCCUUUAUGGAAUCUCAAAGGCCGUCGGUGUUUGCCAGCACCAACAUCGAAGGAGUUGAACAGGUAGUAAAAGGAAAAGGCAGUUACGCUUAUCUGAUGGAGUCCACGUCCAUUGAAUAUGUAAUAGAAAGAAACUGUGAGCUCACCCAAGUUGGAGGCAUGCUCGACUCCAAAGGCUACGGAAUUGCCAUGCCACCAAAUUCCCCAUUCAGGACAGCAAUUAGCGGAGCAAUUUUAAAAUUACAGGAGGAAGGAAAGCUGCACAUACUUAAAACUAGGUGGUGGAAAGAGAAACGUGGAGGUGGCGCUUGUAGGGAUGAAACUACAAAGACUAGCAGUACAGCGAACGAGCUCGGUCUUGCGAAUGUUGGCGGCGUGUUCGUCGUCCUUAUGGGCGGCAUGGGUGUUGCAUGUGUCAUCGCUGUGUGCGAGUUUGUCUGGAAAUCGCGGAAGGUCGCCGUCGAGGAACGGCGGUCGCUGUGUGCUGAAAUGGCAUCAGAAUUAAGAUUUGCUCUUCGUUGUCAAGGUUCCACAAAACCCUUAAGACAAAAAAACCGUUCCUCUGGCGGUUCAGGCUUGGAGGAUGGUCGUUUCCACCCUCCGGGAUCUUAUACAUCUUACGGGUUCGUCAGCAAAGAGCCACCCUCUUAAGUACAGUGUACUGUGACGCAAUGAUUUUGCAAUUGUGUUUCUGAAUGACUUUGCACCAGUGCUACUUGUUUUAUUAUUGUUAUUAAUUUAUAUGGUUCAAAUUCAGCAUAUUGAUUUUAUGACUGACCGAGUCUAUCAUUGUUAUAAUCUUUAAAUUAGUGUGCUUUUGUGCAAAUAACAUAUGUAAAUGAAUGUUUUUGUCCGUCUAGACACGUUAAUACAACUAGUACAAAGUCAUUAAGAGCAAAUAACCAAAAUAUUUGUUAUCUUGUUAGAAAAUUUUAUUUGUUAUAUAACAAAAAUACAUGUAAAAAAUAUUGUAUUGUUUAAAAUGAUAAUCAAGUUAUUUCAUAGUUUAACCAAUGGUUACCAAUCAUGUUUCAUAUUAGGUAUGGAUCAUAUCACAAUUAUAUAGACCAACAACCAGCAAAUGUAUAAGUAAUUAUUACGUUAAAGUAAUAUUCUUUAGCUGAAAUGUUUGUUAAAUAUGUUUUCUGUAGUAAUAUAUUUUAUAAAAUGUGUUCAAUACAUUUCGUUUCAAGACUGUAAAUUUGGACCAUAACUAGAAUUAUUAAAAUGUAUAUAUUUUAUAUUCUCCUUUAAAAUUCCUUCAACAUUAAAUGUCAUAGUACACUGAAAUGAGGCAAUGUAAAAUAUAUUUGACGAAUGUAAAUACCGAGUGCUAUUUAAAAAUUGCCACUUAGAUGUUUUUUAAAUAAUUUAUAAUUCAUAUAGAUUUGUUCUGUAAAUACAUUUGCUUUAUUUAAUAUUUGUAAAGAUUUUAUGUCCACCAUGUAAUGAGAUAUCUUACUAAAUAAAUUAUUCUACUUGUUUUUAA